This is a messenger RNA of Colletotrichum orchidophilum, 642 nucleotides long. RefSeq lists its product as uncharacterized. The record is from RefSeq and is a predicted model, not a curated record. The coding region runs from base 1 to 642 and encodes 213 amino acids. The transcript is spliced from 3 exons. NCBI's taxonomy places the organism in Eukaryota, Fungi, Ascomycota, Sordariomycetes, Glomerellales, Glomerellaceae.
AUGAUUUCCUUUCCGGCCCGGCCUACUGCGCUGCGCUUCUCUCAGCCAACGGUUCCUCACCUCGCCAUCUCAGACGGUCAGUCCUGGGCCCGGUUUCGUCUCCGUCUCCCUCACGCCGUGCUAGGGGGCCGCCAUUGCGAUUCGGGACGGUCAGCUGCCCCCUCCCCUCCUCCAUCGGGCGCCAUGCGGGCUUCUGCUCUGGGCAUGUCGGGUGGGUUCUCCUGCCUCUGGCGGAACGCCGCCCACCCCGUCAUUAUUGUGCUCCCCGACGCAUACCGUCGCUUAUGUUGCUUCCUCUUGCCUUUGACCGGCCAGAAUGGUGUGCCUUUGCCACCUGACGCUAUCGCCUUGGAUGCCGUUGCUCAGGUGUGGUUGACUGCCUGGGCUGUUGAUGUGUUCACGGUGUAUGCCCUGAGUGCCUCUGCCUCCGUCGACGAGCCGCUGUCGUCUCGGGGAAAAGAGUACGCGAGCCCGUUCUUGUGCCGUCAACUUGGACUCUGGGAUCUCCCGCAACGCCAGCGGGCCAUGCGCCUCCAGGCUAGCCUCCCGCUUCCUCCUCUGCUUCACAUCUUGGAUUCUUUGACAGUCUCAAACAACUUUACCGGUUUCACGCCCCAAGUAAACGAAGCCAACCGCAACUAG